Messenger RNA from Helobdella robusta, 672 nucleotides. RefSeq lists its product as hypothetical. The record is from RefSeq and is a predicted model, not a curated record. Bases 1 to 672 code for a protein of 223 amino acids. The transcript is spliced from 6 exons. Lineage: Eukaryota; Metazoa; Annelida; Clitellata; Rhynchobdellida; Glossiphoniidae.
AUGGAAAAAAUUGAAAAUUUUCAAGAUGCUAAAACAAAGCUGUUUAAUCAAUUCAAUCAUGCGUCCGCCUUGUACCGUCAACUAGUAUACGAUUUGGCGUGCGAAUGUCAACCAAUUGGUACUAAUUACACCAUGGUUAGGAAAAGAAACAGUUUGAUGCAAACUGCCAAGAAAGCUAUUUUAUUUGUGAAAACUUACAUUGAAAAUUCAAACAAUACUCGUUUGGAAGAGCGUUUGACGUUAGAGAAAAUGACCAACGACCUGGCAUGCUGCAUGGAAUAUCUCGAACAACAACUCGUCCUUGAAUUCAAGAUAUACAACGUCAGAUUCAAGUAUAAGUUUAAGACUAGUCACUUGUUGUUUGAGCUCAAUCAACAUUCACAUGGCGUGAUGAUUUUGUCAGUCCAAAUUCAUUUAGCUGAACAUCGUCAGCAUAAAGACGACAUUGAAGACCUACUUUUUCAAAAACUUCUGCGACAAAUCGACAAAAUCUAUCGCUUGACCAUGAGUAUGAGCAACUUUAAACUAAAAGAUUUCAAACCAGAAAAUCUGAAACGAGAAAUUCAAAAUGACUUAUCAAACAUCUCAUUAGAACGGGCGUAUCUGGACCAAAUUUAUCAAGAAAGGAAUCAGGAAUCAGCAACUCUGUUCCUACAAAUAUUAAAUUUGUGA